Tetrahymena thermophila SB210 is the source of this 3510-nucleotide messenger RNA. RefSeq names its product START domain protein. The transcript has a single exon. Gene Ontology annotation, molecular function: lipid binding. NCBI's taxonomy places the organism in Eukaryota, Ciliophora, Oligohymenophorea, Hymenostomatida, Tetrahymenidae. The record is from RefSeq and is a predicted model, not a curated record.
AUGAUACAAUAAAAGGAAAUAACUAUUAAAUAAGAUGAGCCUGGUGAUUAAUAAAAAGAGUAAAUGAUUUUUUAAAAGGAAUUAGAUGCUGCAUAAAAUAAGCAAUCUGAAAAUCAAGACUUAUAGAUACCUUAAAUUCAACCAUUUAAAAACAUUUCAUAGAUUAGUGUUAACAAAUAAGAGAGCACUUUAAAAAAGUAAAAGGUAAAAAGUAAUAAAUGGGUUUUAAAAAACCGCAGCUAAGGACAGAAUAAGCAGAAUAAUAUGUCCAACUUUAAUUCUUCAAUUUAAAAAUCUAUGAUUAAAAGUGUUUAGAUUGAAGACCAAGAAAAUCAAAUUAAGGCAAACUCCAGGAAAGCAAGUCUAGGACUAGAAGCAAUACAGAUAGAUGUGAAUAGAGGUUAUCAAAUGAAAUCACUUGAUAACUCUCUCUAAGUGAAUACUCAAAAAAUUAAUAUUUAAAAUUAAAAGCCAGAGAACGGCAGCAAGUAAGAUUUUAUUUUGGAGAACUAAUAAUAAAAUAAUGACUAAGAGAAUAGAAAUUCAGGUCCUAAUACCAAGAAAUAAGGCAAAACAGAAAAUAUACAAAAAAAAUAUGCCGUUAUAGAGAAAGGGAUUGAAUGCAGUCCAGAAAUAGAGACUGAUGAAUAAAUGCUAAAUAAACUUUUAGAAGAAAAUAAAUAUCGCCCCACAAAAGAGUGGAAAGAAUAGUUUGAAAAGGAUAUGUCAGAGUUGCUUUUAGGAAGCGAAGUUUAAGACAAGAGAGCAGUAGGCAGUCUUUUAGGUAUUACUGUAUUUGGUAUUGUAGGAUUUGUAGCUUCUGGGCUAAAUCCUAUAGGUCUUGUUGCAGGUGCUGUUGCAGGCGGAGUUAUUGGAUAGUACGCUGGAAGAAAAAUCAAAAAGAAACUACUACGUACCAAAAAGCUUCUUUAAUUUGAUUUAUUCACACUUAAGCUUAAUUGCUAUAUUAAAUUUGGGUAAGAGCUUAUAAAGCCUUGUAAAUUAGAUAUAAACACAUAUCGCUUUUACAUUGAAAAGGUGGUAGAAGAAAUGAAAGUUGCCAUCCAAUAUCGUCGCUUCAGAUAGAAAUUUCACAAGGACAUUAAAAAAAUUUUAGAAAAAUUCUUAAAGCUCUUAAAGAAAGACUUUUGUUUUAAAGCUAUAUUGCUUAGCUAUAAACUGACUAAAGAGAUAAUUAAAAGAAAAAAAUAUCAAUCAAAUAAUUAACCUGAAUUUACAUUAGCAGAAGAGGAAUAAAUAGUAGAUUGUGUAAUGAAUGUUUUAAUUCCAUGCCUUAACAUCUUAAGUGACAACUAAGAAAAUCUUACACCAAUUCUGAAGACAUUUUAAUUUAAACUUGAAAAACUUUCAAAAGACUAUGUGAUUCUCAGUCUUAUAGAAAAAGGAAAUCAUGUUACUUCAAAUAAAAACAAAACAUUUAAAUAAAUAGAAGAAUUGGAUUAAUAAUUAGAUUAAGAAAUUAAUAUUGAAGCAUUUGAAAGAAUAUUUAACCCUGAGCAUAUUAAGCAAUUCAUUAUCAAAGGGGAAAGUGGUGUUCAUAAUCAACAAAGCCACGGUAAAAACGAUAAUAACAUCUAGAAGCUUGCUGAGAGUGGAAAUAAACAUAAAAAUGUUAUUAACUCAUAAUAAAAAAAGCCUAAGUUAUCUCAAGGAAAGGAUGCUGAUUUAUAUUAGGAGUAGUCAAGUUUAAACUCAAAUUAUUAAAAUAACAACGAUUUAAAUAGAAAUGCUGAAGAUGAGCAGCGUUCUGCAACUUCAAAUUAAACUGAGAAGAAAUAGCAACGUAUCAUAGAUUUGUAUAUUUAAGCAAUUGAACAAAGAAAUAAAAACUAAGUAUCUCAAAAGAAGGAUGAUGAAAACGACAUAGGAGAUGAUGAAAGUGGAAUGUAAUAAAACAUGAUGUUUGGUGAUGAUGUAAACAAAAAAAGAGUCAAUACCAAUAAUAACCCAAGUUAAUAUCCUGCAUUCUCUAAAUAGCAUCUCAGUAAGAUUGCAUAAAAAGAAAAUAUAAUUCUCUCGCCUGGUACCGGAUUUUCUAACUAGCAAGAUGAGCUUUAAGAAAUGGAUCUUAUUAAUUAAAAAUAAAACAGCAUGCUCUAAGAUGUAAAGUUACUUUAAUAAAACAGCUACACUUCUACUAUUAAUUAAGACACCUCAUAGAUAAAAAGAAAAAUAUCAAACAUAUAAAUUUAAUUUAACUAACUUCCUAAGAAAUAGCUUGAUGUAGAUUAAGAAAGCAUAAAAUCAAACAAGCAGGAUGAAAACGUUGCUAAAAAAACUAAUAAUUAAAUGUAAGAUAUUGAAUCGUAAAAUAACCAAGCUUUAAACAGAGAUAAUAUUGAACUUAACAGUAAUGAAGAUUCUCGUUAAAGCAAUUACAAAGAAAAUUAAUAAAAUUUAAAAAGUGGAAACAAUUUCAAUAUUCAUUUUAAUAAGGAAUAAUCUCGUUCAUUUGCUAGGAAUGAUAAUAGAACAUUUUUAAAAAUGAAUUCCGAUGAAAGCAUAUUUUCUAAGAAUAAUCCGUCUCCAAAGUAUGAUAAGUAAAUACAGCUAUAAGGAGAUCAUGAUCAGCCUAUGAAAGAUUCGAUUGUUGGAGAUUAGGUCAUAGAGCUUCCAUAAAAAAUGAGUGUAUAAAGGGGAAGUAUUUUUAAGUAGGCUAAUAAUUAAAACAAUAAUAAUCCUUCAAUUUAAUAAAAGGGAUAACCAAAUUUUAGAUAGAGUAUAGUUUUAUCAAGAGAUGAUAAUUUUAAAGAAGAAGUGGUAGUUGUUAAUAUUCCUGAAAUCUAAAAAGAAGAAAAAAUGUCUCAAUCAACUUCGAAAGAAGAAAAAAAUAAACUUGACCCUUAAACAUAAGAAAAGUUUGAUCGUUUAAUAUCAUUAGUUUAAGAAGACCCUGAAAAAACAUGGGAAUGCGUAAUCAAAAAAGAUGAUAUUAUGUUUAUUUAUAAGAAAAUGAUUCCAGGAAAUCCUUGUGUCCUUGUUCGUGCAGAAAGCUUGAUUAAAGAUUGCAAUGCCGAAGAGGUGUUUGUUUAGAUAUAUAAUGCAGAGUUAAGGAGUUAGUGGGAUAAAGUUACUCAAGGAUUCACUGUUAUUGACAAAUUAUAAGAUGGAGUUGAUAUUAUUUACUUCUUUGUAGAUCCUGGUUUAGGUGUAACAAAAAGAGAUUUCUGUUAAACAAGAGUACUCAAAAAAGAUUACCCUCAGAAAGGCUAAACAACUAUAGUUUUUUAUAGUAUUUAACACCCAAGCUGUCCAGAACGUAAAGGAUAUAUUCGUGCGUUUUCACAUAUAGCUGGAUAUGUUAUUCGUCCUCAAGGAAAAGACACAUCUUUAACAAUUAUGACACAAAGUGAUGUAAAAGGUAUUGUCCCUAAAUAUGUUGUCAAUUAUAUGGCUGCUAGAGCUCCUCCUAAAUGGAUAGAAAGCAUGAAAAAAGGAUGUAUAGAUUACAGAAACAGUUUAUUAGGAAUUACUAAAAAAAAGAAAUGA